This is a messenger RNA of Rhincodon typus (whale shark), 1780 nucleotides long. Its product is annotated as potassium voltage-gated channel subfamily KQT member 1. NCBI's taxonomy places the organism in Eukaryota, Metazoa, Chordata, Chondrichthyes, Orectolobiformes, Rhincodontidae. Gene Ontology annotation, biological process: potassium ion transport; transmembrane transport. The transcript is spliced from 12 exons. The record is from RefSeq and is a predicted model, not a curated record. The coding region runs from base 110 to 1633 and encodes 507 amino acids. Gene Ontology annotation, cellular component: voltage-gated potassium channel complex; membrane. Gene Ontology annotation, molecular function: voltage-gated potassium channel activity.
CCCACUCUCCUCACUGUCCCUCUCCCUUUCUCUCUCCCUCUCUCAGUUGUGCUCGGUCUGAAGACCAGAAGCUCCAACACGCCUGCUUGCGUUUUCUCCCCGCACACCCAUGUCCUCGGAGGUCAAGUCGCGAUGGAGUGGCUCGGGUUCCCAGAACAGCGGUUCGGCCCGCAUAGCGACUAUGCUGGAGAUGUCUGAGAAUACGGCCAGCGCGCAGUACGAGCCGGUUCCGCUACCCUUACAGAGAAGCAACAGUCCGGAGGGAGGCACCGACAAUAACCCACCGAUCCGAGCCGCCGACGGCCAGCCGGAGGUGAUCAUUGACCCUGACAUUCCCCCUAAAGCUCUGCCCUUGCCUGCCCAGAUGUCAUCUUACAGCGGCCGCAAACCCCUCUUCUCCAAAGUCAACAUUCAAGGGAGAACUUAUAACUUCUUAGAACGGCCAACCGGCUGGAAAUGUUUUAUCUACCACUUCACAGUAUUUCUUAUCGUUUUGGUUUGCCUCAUCUUCAGUGUCAUGUCGACAAUUGAGCAGUACCAUUACUUUGCCAAUAGAGCUCUUGUUUGGAUGGAGAUUGUAUUAGUGGUGUUCUUUGGAACAGAAUACAUCGUCCGACUGUGGUCAGCAGGCUGUCGCAGCAAAUACGUUGGAUUUUGGGGAAGGCUGCGCUUUGCCAGAAAACCGAUCUCAAUCAUUGAUCUCAUAGUAGUCGUGGCUUCAAUUAUUGUCCUCUGUGUGGGAUCAAAUGGACAAGUCUUUGCAACAUCAGCCAUCAGGGGCAUUCGUUUCCUGCAAAUCCUUCGAAUGCUACAUGUCGAUCGGCAGGGAGGCACCUGGAGACUUUUGGGAUCAGUUGUCUUUAUCCAUCGACAGGAGCUGAUUACCACCCUUUACAUCGGGUUCCUGGGCCUGAUUUUUUCCUCCUACUUUGUGUAUCUGGCUGAAAAAGAUGCUGUGGAUGACAGUGGCUCCCAACAGUUUGGUAGUUAUGCAGACGCCCUAUGGUGGGGUGUGGUGACGGUCACAACGAUUGGAUAUGGGGACAAAGUUCCCCAGACCUGGAUCGGCAGGACAAUUGCUUCGUGUUUCUCCGUGUUUGCAAUUUCAUUUUUUGCACUUCCUGCAGGGAUUCUGGGUUCGGGGUUUGCUCUCAAGGUUCAACAGAAACAACGGCAGAAGCAUUUUAAUCGUCAGAUUCCUGCAGCUGCUUCUCUCAUUCAGACAUCAUGGAGAUGCCACGCAGCAGAAAACUAUGAAUCUGCAACAUGGAAAAUAUAUGUCCGACAGCCUGUCAGUGCAUAUGCUCCAUCUCCAAGUCCAAAGUCAAAGAAAUUACCGGGCAAAAGAAAGAAGCCCAAGAUUGAUAAAGACAACGGACUGAACUCCGAGAAAUCAUUGAAUGUGCCUAACAUCACAUAUGACUAUGUCGCUGACAAGGAUGACCGAAAAUCUGAAAACUCAAACAUCGAUGGAUGUGAUUCAUCAGUGAAGAAAUCCCUGGGGAUGCUUGAUGUGAACAGUGGAGCCUUGUCGAGAGCAAACAGCUAUGCCGAUGAUCUUGAUCUCAUCGAGGGAGAGCCGGUACUGGCUCCUGUCACACACGUUUCUCAAAAACAACACAAAAAAAGAUGAGUUAUUGAAGUCAGCUGGAAUGGACACCCAGGGCUACAGCCAGAAUAAAGCAGAAGUGUGCGGUGGCUGAUCUGAGCUGAGACCACCCAACCUCUUUAUGCUAAACUCUUUGCCCUUUGUUCGCCAAGCUGAAAAUGUGCGUCUCAU